Molecule: messenger RNA, 705 nt
Organism: Nematocida homosporus
Lineage: Eukaryota; Fungi; Microsporidia
Exons: 1
Coding region: 1-705 (234 amino acids)
Source: RefSeq, a predicted model, not a curated record
AUGGGUAUGGCUAUGGAGAUAGAUCCUACUACCUGUUCUGAUGACCUUCUUUACUGCUUUGACAAGAACACAGACUCAAUUGUCAAAACAGGCACACGGCUGGCCUCUGGAGCUAGUGCUUUAGCCGAUCCAAAUUCACCUUCCCAAUGCAAAGUUCUUGGUGUCACUGAAGUAGUUCCGGCUGUACCCGGACUAGCACAAGAAAUCAAACGAACUAUUCCCGUCUCGGCCGUAACUAGUAACUCACUACCCUCCAGUUCAACCUACGCCAAUUACUCCACUUCCUACUCCACUCCCAAUACUAACUCCACUUCUUAUUCCACUCCCAAUUACUCCACUUAUUCUACACCUUCUUCCGCAUAUUCCAAUUAUAGCUACCCAUCUACCUACUCUAGCUACUCUACUCCGACCUACGCCUCCGGCUACAGCAGUCUAGGGUCUGCCAAUCCUAAAGUCAGCGUUACUCCAGAUAAAGUCUGUGUUGACCGUCCCAAACAAAGAUACGUUAAUGUCCAGUGCUGCCAACAACAAAGCUACCCAGUCGCUACCCCUCCCGAUUCAGAUCCAUGUAUAUGCGAGCCAGGUGCCUACCCCGUAUCUUUUGGUACUGCCAACCCCAAUAACUCACCUUUCUCUUCCUCCAACUACUCCAGCAUUCUCAUUGCCGACAUCAACAACAUCAUGCGAGUCAAGCAACUCCUCUAA